Messenger RNA from Nerophis ophidion (straightnose pipefish), 7038 nucleotides. RefSeq names its product zinc finger protein 219 (gene znf219). The transcript is spliced from 5 exons. Gene Ontology annotation, cellular component: nucleus. Lineage: Eukaryota; Metazoa; Chordata; Actinopteri; Syngnathiformes; Syngnathidae. Gene Ontology annotation, biological process: regulation of DNA-templated transcription. Bases 438 to 3773 code for a protein of 1111 amino acids. The record is from RefSeq and is a predicted model, not a curated record. Gene Ontology annotation, molecular function: DNA-binding transcription factor activity, RNA polymerase II-specific; RNA polymerase II cis-regulatory region sequence-specific DNA binding.
AGAGCGAAAGAACAAUAAUAGUGGGUUAAGAAGUGUGUGUGCGCGUGCUUGCGUGCGUGAUGGAUGUGGAGUGAUAUCCCUGUGAGUCAUAGCCGAGCUAAAAUGUCAACUGGCUGCGCAACCAUCUCUUUGUCAUGCACACACACACACACACACACACACCUGAACAACACAAAUCUGUGACGACUAUUUACGACCUUUUGUCUCUUUGUGCGCCUCCAUUUUGACGAGAAUGAUGAUGAUGAAGUCAACACAGUUUAUAAAGAGCACAAUGUAACAAACACACAAGUGGGCAUCAUUUAAUCGUGUAGGCUGUUUGGCUUCAAAGACACCACACCCACUUUUUUAUGAAAUGCUCUCUGUGUGUGUGAUUAAAGUUAAAAGUAUGAGCACACAGGAAGGGUGUGUUUGGAAGUCCAUCCUGUUUGGGACAGUGCAUGCCUCCUAAAACACCCACACACGCACAAACACACACGCACGACUUUGGACAUCUGCAUGCUUACAGAACAGGUGCACACCUGUUACAGGUCCAUAAAGUGAUUGAAGGAGGAGUCGUGCCCUCCACAGUCCAGACACUGGAUAAUGGCAUAACACCGCACACACUGCUGAGGAUGGAUUCCCCGCCAGAUUGCAUCUUGUCCCUUUCCUGUGAGCAACCCCUGUCUCCUCCCACACUAGAGCCUAGCCCCCAGGGGCUCCAAAGCCCACAUCCGUCUCCUCAAAGUCCAGAUACGGUGCCGUACUCCCCUCUCUCUCCGUUGGUCAUUCCUGCAGUGGCUCACCACCACCAAGAGGAUGAUGAGUUAAAAGAGCAGGAUGGCGACGCACCGCCAUCGCCCACUCCGGCCGUGGCAUUAUUUCCAGGAGGAGAAGCAGGACACAGUCCAUUUUUGGACUCUUCUCCGCCAGCCACACCGUCAGCAACACUCCUCGGGUUUGGAGCCUUAGAGUUGGCUUUGUCUUCAGGCCAGAGCGGAACCUGCAAUGAUGAACUGGACCUUCAGCUUUUCCAGAAGAAUGCCAUCACCAGGGCAGCACCCGGAGUCGGAGGUUCUUCAUCUGUACCUUCGCUCAAGUUCCCUUGUCACGUGUGUGGGAAAAGAUUCCGAUUCCAAAGCAUUUUGUCUCUACACGCCCGAGCUCACAGCCUGGACAGGCAUCGUCGAGCCUCACCACAUUACAGCAGCAUGCUCCCCUCAGCGCCCCUAAAACAGCACCUAAAGGUCCAACAGCGCAAAAAAAACAUAACCACGAACCACAAAAAAGACUCUAACCAGUGCAUGCUAACUGCGAAUGUCAUUCAUCAGCCAGAGGAAGAGGAUGUUGAUGGCGAAGUCAAAGGAUUGGAAGAGGACCUUCAGUUUGAACAAAAUCAACCUUUCCUGCUGGAUGACAGCACAGACCCUCCUUCUGUGACCACAUCGACUCCAUCAGCACCUACGUUCCGCUGCCAUGCCUGCAAAGGAAAAUUCAGGACGACUUCAGAGUUGGCACGCCAUGUAAGGAUUCUCCACAAUCCCUACAAAUGCACGAUGUGUCCUUUCUCCGCCAGUCAGGAAGCUUCCCUGGCAUCCCACCUGCAAGAGUGCCACCUUUCCUCUGAAGGGCCUGCUCUUCCGCCAGCAUUUACCAAUGGCAGGCCCGUCAGUGCACCCUCAGAGACUCUUUCAGCCCAAACCUCGGCUUCGACUCAGGUGACAUCACCUGCUAAAGUGUCAGGAUCAUCCUCACUGCCUGCAUUCCGUUGUGAAACUUGUGGACAAAGGUUCACCCAGUCUUGGUUUCUUAAGGGACACAUGCGGAAGCACAAGGACUCCUUGGACCAUAAGUGCCAGGUUUGUGGCCGUGGCUUUAAGGAACCAUGGUUCCUGAAAAAUCACAUGAAAGUACACCUCAACAAGCUCGGUCUCAAAGCUGGCUUGGGAAACAUUGACCAACAGGCUAAAAGCUCUGCCAGUAAUCCGUCCCUGAAUGCCCUCUACUCCAGCCUCCUUUUGGCUCAGCAAGGGGGUGGCAGGGCUGGCCAAGGUAGACCAGAUAAGGAGACCAGAGGCAAAAUGUGUUCAAGCAAGUCAGCCAUUUUGGGCUACCUCGGCCUUCCUGGAGAAGGCAGCGGAGCCAGCUGCAUGGAGAGACUCCAGGCUGUCGCCCAAGUUGCAGAGAUGGGAAACAGUGUUGGUGAUAUGAGCUCAGAAGGAAGAGAGACAGGAGGAAACAGAGGCCUAAGUGAUCCCACAGUAUCUGAAGGAAGGGAGCAGGCCGCCUGGUGGCAACUAGUGGCUCGCAGCCUGGCUGUGGCUCAGCACCACCAGCAUCAACGAGUCAAUCAGAGAAACAAGUCAAUGAUAGCAGAAAGUGACCCAGUCAGAACCUAUGUUGACACUAUGGAUCCCAGAGAAGCGUCUGGAGCAGCAGAGGGCUCAUGGGAAUGCCCCGACUGCGGAAAGGUCUUCCACAGUCUACAGCAGGUUGUCGCCCAUGCUCGUGUUCAUACUCAGAAAGCCCAGAGAGAAGGUGAUGUGCAGAGCAGUGGCAGCUCCAGAGGGAGAGGAGGCCCUGGUGAAGUCCGGCAGGAUCCUCAACUUCUCAGCAGUGGAGAUAAGAGGCAAGAAUCCAAAGGAGCAUCUGCGGUCUUUCCUUCAGUCAUGCCAGCCUUGAAAGGAGAGAACGGCGCAGCAACCUUCCUUGCGUCGCUUCCCACCAGAGAACGUGUGCGAGGCAGAGGGAUUAAAGAUUGCCCCUACUGCGGUAAAGCCUUCCGCUCAUCCCAUCACCUCAAAGUGCACCUCAGAGUUCACACAGGUGAGAGACCCUACAAAUGCCCCCACUGCGACUACGCUGGUACCCAGUCUGGCUCGCUCAAGUAUCACCUCCAGCGGCACCACAGGGAGCAGCGUACCAUGUCGGCAGGCUCCUCCAGUACUGCCGCUAUCAACGGUCUGCCUUCUGCUAAGCAGCGUCGCUCUCAACUCAAUCACAGCCCCUCUGGCGGCGCUCCAGCUGACAGUCCUACCUUGAGGCCGACACAACAGUCUUGGCUGCUCGGUAUUCCAGACCAGCAGGACCACCGUAAGGCCUUGGCAGCUCUAAGGGAUGUCGACCUGGAGACGCAGUACCGCUAUCUGUCAGGAGUAAUGGGGGCGCUUUACCAAGGUGGUAUGGAAGGAGCUUGGAUCAGGGAGUCCCCCCCUCCAAAAGCCCAGAAGAUAUCUCGCAGGAAGCCCCUUACCACCAACCGUAUGGUGCAACCAUCCAGCGACAAACAAGCAUCUUCCAGUCAAGCUGGUUUUGAACCUCUAGAUCUGUCCCGCCGUCCCUCACCAAGCCUCGGAGGGGUGGAAGAAGAGGGAAUCUUUCAAGAGGAAAGUUGUGGUGACCGCGUUACAUUAAACCAGUGUUCCGAAUGUCCAUUUCGGACAUCCUCCUCUGAGCUCAUGAAUAUGCACCUGCAGGUCAACCACACCAGUAAAUCCAGACGCAAGAGAGGCUCUGUAUCCUCCUUCGACGAUGAUGGCGCUUCUAAAGUGAUCAAAUCCCGCUCCUAUCCCACUGAGCUCGACUCCUUUGGGAUUUGGAGGCAUGGAGAAGGGUCCUCUACUCAGACCAGAACCCCCAAUGAGCUUGCUCCUGAUGAUUAUAAUGAUGAUGAUGAUUGCCAAGAAUCCAAUUGGGCUUUGGUACCCCAAACUUUGAGUGACAGUCGGGUCCUCCAAGAGGAAGGGGAGGAGGAAGAAGAGGGUAGCAGUCUUGAGGAUUCCCCAAGACAGGAUUAGGAUACUGCACCAACCAUGAUUGGACCCGGCAGAAAUUAGGUUUGGAACUUCCAGAGAGAGCUAUGGUCCUGACAGGGUGGUCCUCCAAACAACAAGUAUGGACAUCUUUUUCUAUUAAUUUUUCAGCCUCCAAACUUCCUCGAGGGUGUUCAAUCUGAUGAACAGAUCCUGCAUCAUUCCAGUUUCGGUUUCUCUACGAGAGAUGGACCAAACCGUUGCAAGGUCAAGGUACUGGUCCAAGUCGCGCAAAGCUGUUGAAGUGAACGUGUGAUUUAAUUUUGCCUUCCUGUCUGAUAUGUGAGCUUUAUAGAAAAAAUUGUGUUUUUGUCUGGUUUUUAAGUUAGUGCCUGUACUUCUGCUUGGAGGAUGAGGUAGGAUCACUUGUUUGACCUUGAAACCCAGCCCCAGUACACUUGGCAUUACAGUGCACUUGUAGAUUUAGUUGCGUUCUGUGAAAGUGAUGCUGAUGUCAUCGAUGUAGAUGAUGAAAAAGGAGUGAGCAAAAGCUCAAAACACAAUCAAGUGGAGAUGCUCUUCUUUGUUGGUACAGUAGGAGCACCGAUUAAAAACACUAACAAUUAAGACAAUAUAGACAUCCCAGUAGAACACGUAGCCUCUAUCACAAAAAAAUGGCAUUCCUGAAAGAAACUUAAAGAUUAUUUUGAUGUGUGUGUGAGCUAAAACUAGUUGGAAUGUCCUUAAGGCGCACUGUGCAAGUCCUCAAAAUACCAUAAAUACUGUGCAAGUCCUCACAAUACCAUAAAUACUCAAUAGCCCGGGAGGUAAUUUACCUAAACCGUAAAUUGGAAACGGGUGAUAAUUGGAAAGAGUCCGUUAAACAACCUAAAUAGUAUUUUGGAGUUCAUGAAAAAAUGUAAAGGGAAAUGUAGCUCUCUGACUACAUGGUCAUGUAUUAACAAGGAUGUUGCAGAACACAGCAUCAACACAACUGAUAUAACAGCGGUUAGGCGCAAAGUGCUCAGCCGGGAUUAAUAACACUGAUGAGUUGGUUAUAAACAACAUAACAAGUAUGUGAAGUUUAACACGAAUGCCAACAGCGGAGUCACAACAUCUUUAGUGCAUGCAGAAGUAGAUAAAGCCUGGCUUGUGCAAAAUUCUGGAUAUGGAAGUUAUAUUCAAUUCAUUUGAAUAAUUUACAUUUCAACUGAAUUGGCUGUUGAAUCAGAAUUUGAGUUACAGAACGUUUAAAUAAUUUGAUUUUUAAUUCUGUGAAAUUCCAUAUAGCCAAAAAGAAUGUGUCACAUUUACAUACUGUAAGUUUUGGCCUAACUCUGAAAAAAUAUUUUACAAACACUAAAAUUCAACACAAAUGAUUAAUUCCCAGACUUAUUUUCCAAAUUCCAGUAUAGCAAUUAUGUAUUUUUCAAUCAAUCAAUCAAUCAAUGUUUAUUUAUAUAGCCCUAAAUCACAAAUGUCUCAAAGGACUGUACAAACCACUACGACUACGACAUCCUCGGAAGAAACCACAGAAGGGCAAGGAAAAUUCACAACCAGUUUUUCCAGCAUUGUCCAAAAUGUGAAUGUUGUAAUGCAUCAAAUGAGAUAAUCUGAAUAAUAUAUGCUUUAAUUCUUGUCAAUGAAAAACAGUCGUUAAAAUAUAAUUGGCACUUAAGGUAAAAAUAAAUGUGUUUUGUGUUUCUGAAUUAGCUAAAUUGACUUUAUAAUGUGUAAAUGUGGUUCAUAGUAUUAGAAUGUCUAUAGGAUAUGUAAAAUGGACUGUAAAGCAUGAUUUUGGUAUACAGCAAAAAUAUAAAUUGUAACUUCAGUUGUACUUACUGCUUAGAUGCAACAUCCAUUCAAAAUCAUAGAAUUUAAUUUAAAUCUGGAAGACUUUCUUAAUACAAUUCGGAAUUUUGCUAAAGCCUGGAUAAUGCUAAACCACUCAUGAAACUUCAUAUGCAGCUCCUGUGAGGAAAUAAAAAGCUUGCCUACCGCUACAAAUGUCAUUGAUAAUGUUUUUUUUUUGCUCUUCUCUGAUCAUAGACCAUUUUGCAGACUACGAGACUGAAUUGAACAGAGGUGUUAAUUUAGGCACUUACGGUUGACAAUUACUCUUUGUUUUCUUCUUCUCGUUUUUUUUAUUCACGAUUGACGUUGUUUUCAGACGCCUUGCUUUGCAAUAGCCGCACGACCUCAUCCAAAUGUGUCGUCCAACCCUGGGAACUGGUUGUAAAAGAGUGUUUAAAUACAGUACAUGCUUUGGUUUUGUUAUUCCGUGGGAAUGUAAGGCUGCAUCUCUUGAGUCUCCUCAGCAAAGAGUGUCAAAGCCACCGUGCCUUCUGUUUCAAGCACUUCCUGGUGUUUUUUGUACAACUCACCAAAAGCCGAUAGCGACACGCUUCUUCCUGUCUGUCCUUCCGUCCCUCCCCCCCCCCACCACCCUUAAGUACAGACCUUAAACAGGGUCACUAGGCCCAACAUGUAUCGACCAAAGCCCGAGUCAAAGACUAAUGGGUAUAUUUAAUCUCUUAAAUUGCCAAAAUCUGUCCGACGUGACACUAAAGUUCAAUGAAGACUAAUAAUCCCUUCUUCCAUCUUGCUCGUCCCUUGUGUUCCUGGUUGUCCAUAAACCGGAGGUGACGUAUCUGCUAUCGAGGCCUUUAUUGUUAUUAUAAGAGAUACAUCUUUGUGUGCGUGUGCGUGUGUGUGUGUGUGUGUGUGUGUGUGUGCGUGUGUGUGUGUGUGUGUGUGUGGAAACAUUCUUUCCAUAAUGAUUAUUGAAUUAUUGUUUCAGCGUCGAAAAGAAGGUUAAAAGAAAACUUACAAGAAAUGUCUUGUUGAAUGUUGUACAGAUAGAGAUUAGAGGUGUCGUCCGUUGUGUUGUUUUUCUUUCAAAUGAGAGCACAAACCUGAGUGCUGGUCCUUUUGGCUCCUCCCACCGGCAUUUGGGAUUAAAAUAAGACUGCCAAUCACCCCAACCCAAACCAGAGCACAGUUCAAAACAAUAAUUGUUUUGAAUGUACCGUAUGUGAAAUGCACUGUGCCUCAAACGCAUGGUCCCAAAUUUCUAAUCCAAUUUUUGGACACCUUGAAUAUUUGUUGCACCUUAUCUCCUGCCUGUCAAUCAAUCAAUGAGGGUAAAGUAUCGUUGAGGAGGCGAGUGGGCCAUGCCAGGUUUGGGCUCUUGUGUAGUUGACUGCCAUUGCAGUGAGGAUCAAAGUGAUCUAACAUAGUAGUGACUAAUAUGAAUUUGUGGACAGAUGAAAAAAGAAUACAUUAGAAAUAAAGAUAAAUACUAAAUGAA